Aricia agestis (brown argus) is the source of this 639-nucleotide messenger RNA. RefSeq names its product glutathione S-transferase 1-like (gene GSTe4). Gene Ontology annotation, biological process: glutathione metabolic process. Lineage: Eukaryota; Metazoa; Arthropoda; Insecta; Lepidoptera; Lycaenidae. The record is from RefSeq and is a predicted model, not a curated record. The transcript has 5 exons. Gene Ontology annotation, molecular function: glutathione transferase activity. Bases 1 to 639 code for a protein of 212 amino acids.
AUGGUUCUAACUCUAUACACGUUUGAGCUGAGUCCCUGCGCCCGCGCAGUCCACAUGGUGAUCCACAAACUGGGCUUGGCAGAUGUACAGUAUGUGGAAAUUAAUGUGCUGAAAAAGGAGCAGUUUGAUGAAAAUUAUCUGAAGAUUAAUCCUCAACAUACUAUUCCUACUUUAGUUGAUGAUGAGCUGAUUAUAAUAGACAGCCACGCUAUAGUAACGUACUUAGUGAAUAAGUACGCUCCGGGCGACGAGCUGUACCCCGCUGACCCCCAGCCGCGAGCCAUGGUGGACCAGCGGCUGCACUUCGAUUCCGGAUCGCUCUUCACUGGCUUGAGGAUGGCUGUGGGUGAUCUACUAUCCGGUAACAAAUGCAUCCGCGCCGAGAUCAUCUCUCGCAUAACCUCCAGCUACGAGUUCACUGAAAUGUUCCUCACUUCAGACUGGAUAGCCGGGGACCAUCUUACGCUGGCCGACAUCUGUUGCGUGGCUACAAUCAGUUCGCUGAAUGCGGUGUUUCCAAUUGACAAUGACCUGUAUCCGAAUCUGAAGGCAUGGAUUCUGAGGUGUUCAGAGCUGGACUUCUACAAAGCCUGCAACGAGCCGGGCCUAGCACUCUUCAAAGAAGCUAUGUUCGCUUAG